Octopus bimaculoides (California two-spot octopus) is the source of this 3102-nucleotide messenger RNA. RefSeq lists its product as uncharacterized. The record is from RefSeq and is a predicted model, not a curated record. NCBI's taxonomy places the organism in Eukaryota, Metazoa, Mollusca, Cephalopoda, Octopoda, Octopodidae.
GAUUCAGAAAUUUAGCUGUGGAGAAAGAGAGUGUGUGUGUGAGAGAGAGAGAGAGAAAGAGAAAGAGGAAGAGAAAGAGAGAGAGAGAGAGAGAGAGAGAGAGAGAGAGAGAGUGAGUGAAUGAGAGUAAGAGAAGGUUGGAAGAGAGAAUGUAUGUGGGUGUGUGUGUUUGUGAGUGUUAUAAGGCUCCUCUUUGCACAGCAUCUCGCUGCAGUGUGAAAGAGAAGAGCCAGUUGUUACGAUGGGACCACAUCAGUUUCGGAUUGCCUUUCUUUGGAUUAUCUACGAAAUAUGUAUGAUGUUUACAUUCACUAAAGCUUUAAUAAAUGACCUACGGCGAUGUGAUCCCAACAAUAUCAUACAGUGUAUCCAGCCUAUGCACAAACACAUUUCUGAAAUGGGAGGCCUUGGAGAAACAUACGAUAUAGAGACGUUGGAAGAUAUAUGUGGGAAAAUGGACAAAGUAAAAGAAUGCAUAGAGAACAAGAAACCUUGGAUGGAACACUGUCACAUCGAUAAUAUGAUAUCUUGGAAUAUGUUCCAGAAAGGUUUUGGUUAUCUUUGUGGUGAAGGAUAUGAUGUGUAUGCACAAAAUUCAAGAUGCCUAUCCAACACACAAGUUAAUGGUACAGUAAGACAAUGUUCCAGAAUAUGGUCACGCCAGUUACAUGCAAUUAUAUUAGAUGAACCACCACGGGCACAAAAGUACAAGAGAACAUGCAGAAUCCUGAAAGACUAUCGGAGUUGUCUAUCACAUGGUAUCCAGCGAUUCUGUUCCAAAAGUGCUGCACAUGUCAUGGUAAAGAUGUGGGAUUUAUCAUUAGCACCGUUUCGAGAGAAAAUGAUGUGUGAUGAAAAAAUAGGAGCUGGUCUGGUUGUUGCUGUAAUCCUUGGAGUCUGUUGCUUCGUCUUAGUUGCUAUCUUCAUAGUCUGCCUCAUGCGUCGGCGUCAACUACAAUCUAUAAGUUACAAAAGGUUCACAGAUAUCACGGCUCAGCCGAGCAUUGUACCACCAGAAUCUCAUUUCCCUACUAUUGCAGCACAUGCUCUCAGACAAGAAGACCCAGCAAGAACGAAUGACCUUUUAUAAGACAAAAAAAUAUACAAAAGGGAAACGAAAAAAAACAGGAACAAGAUAUCAAAAUAAAAGACAAUAAUAACAAUAAUAAUAUUAACAUUAAUAAUAAUAAGAUUGAUUUUUUACAUAUUGAUAAUAACAUAACUUUGAUAUUAACAACAUCAUCACAUUUAUCUUUGUGCAUUGGGAUAGCUUUUUAUUUUGUGUGUAUGCAUGUGGAGGUUUAUACGACUACAUGUAUGUUUUGUACUUAGGUACGGAUGAGUGGGGUGUAUCCCUGUAUGAGUGUCUCUGUGUUAGCGCUAAUAUAUGAGAACAUGCUUUUUUAUGUGGAGAUCAACAAGAGUGGAUACUUAAACGUUAAUAUCUAAGAUGUCAUGGAUGAAUGAUAUGGUUAUACGAUAAGGUUAUAUGAAUGAGAAAAUGGGUAUAUUCCCAUGGAAGUUUAUAUAUGCCAAUGAGUUAUUGCUGGAUUCCUAAAUUUACCCGUUUACCUUACCACACACACACCAUCACCACCAACACAAACAUACAAUAAGCAUAUAUGUACAUUUGAAUAUGCGUGUGGUUUUAGUACUGCUUCCAUUAUGGAUUUACUUCUAUUGCAUAAUCUCAAUCUAUCUAUAUACCAACCUACAUAUUUAUUUACAUAGAUACAUACAUACAACACAGGGAUGCUGUAGAGCAGCAGAAAUAUUGGGUAAAUUACCCUUACAAAGCGGAAAAGGUUGUCAGCAAAUCUUUGCUUAUAUUUAUAUACACGUAAUUGUACAUUUAGCUUUAUAGAGUCUAAGACUUCGGAUUAGUUUGUCAACAGGCAGUUUAGCUUAAUGGUAAAGAACUUGGCCGGAGUCUUUAAGGAAUGUGGGUUCGUGACCCAUAGCUGUUUUUUGACAAAUUUUUCCGCUUCGUAAGGGCAAUUUUUCCAAUAUUUCUGCUGUUCUAAUGGCGUUUCUGCGUUCGAAAAUAAAUUAUCAUCUUAUCAUCAUGCAAUACAAUUAUCAUCGUGCAAUACACAUUUCGAUGCUUACUAGAAAAAACAAUUGCUAGUUUGUUUAUGUUAUAGAUAGAUCGAUAGAUAGAUAGAUAUUCACAUGUACACAUGUAUACAUUCAUAAAUAUGUCUCAUAGCGACACAUUUUAAUCGCUCAAUCAAACAUGUGUUUUAAAAAUUUAACAAAAACACAACAAACGAAAAAUUUUACAAGAAUAUAAACAGAAAACUCGAAGCUAAUUCCUCAUCAGUGAACGUCCAAAAGAUCAUUACAAUUUCGCGCCUUUGACGUUAAUUGUUCACUUUUGGCGGAGCCAGUAGCAAAAAUCCACUGGGAAUAGCUAACGGACGCACAGGACAAUGCCAAAAACAAACACGGCAAAAUAAAAUAUACAACAAAAAAGUUGUGCCUCCUAAGUCACUGGGAACAUCAUUGAUUACUACUUCAACCUAAUGUCUCCAAGAUUGAAACUCAGUUCUAUAAGGUAACAGAGCAGUCAAUUCUUAUAGUCCCCAUGCUCCUUAAUCUCAUGAUCUCCAUAGUCACAGCUAUGGAAUAUACACUGCAUGACUGUCUGGUACGCUGCUAGGUUACCAAUUUAAACAUUUACGAAUUCACGCCAGGUAAGAUGUUGCUGAUAUCUACAUACCAACUAGUUUUAGUUUGUAUGUAGUUUGUAUGAAGCUAAUUUACAAAAUAGUUUCAUACAAAUUAGUUUACACACAAACAUAAAUCAGUUUACCAAUGUGUAAGCUAAACUGCUUUUAUUUCUGUAUCUCGGUAUCUUGAAAUUUCAUGCAGAUAUACAUAUCUCAAACCAUAAUAAGUUUGAAUAUCUUAAAUGAAUUCGGAAAAUACGGGUUAUUUGUUUCCAAGCAGUACUUAUUGGCUAUAACUGUAUGCAUACAUAUGUAUAAGUUUCCAUUAUGUAUGUAAAAUGAGUAUUUGUUCGUGUGUAAGUAUGUAUGAGGGUUUGUGUUUGUGUGUACAGAGCAUUCCAUUGAUAAAUUUCUGAUUCAGUUUUUAAGA